AUGAAUCUCAACUUCACCUCUCCUCUACACCCGGCGUCUUCUCAGAGGCCCACAUCCUUCUUCAUCGAGGACAUCCUGCUGCACAAGCCCAAGCCGCUGAGGGAGGUGGCCCCAGACCAUUUCGCCAGCUCUCUGGCCUCUCGGGUGCCUCUGCUAGACUAUGGCUACCCCCUCAUGCCCACACCCACCCUCUUGGCUCCUCACGCCCAUCACCCUCUGCAUAAGGGAGACCACCACCAUCCUUAUUUCCUCACCACCUCGGGGAUGCCUGUCCCAGCGCUGUUCCAGCACCCCCAGCACGCCGAGCUGCCGGGGAAGCACUGCCGCCGCCGCAAAGCCCGCACGGUUUUCUCUGACUCGCAGCUCUCGGGCUUGGAGAAGAGGUUCGAGAUCCAGCGCUACCUGUCCACGCCAGAGCGAGUGGAACUGGCCACGGCCCUCAGCCUGUCUGAGACGCAGGUGAAAACAUGGUUCCAGAACCGGCGGAUGAAGCAUAAAAAGCAACUGCGGAAAAGCCAAGACGAACCCAAAGCACCAGACGGGCCAGAAAGCCCCGAGGGCAGCCCCCGCGGUUCAGAGGCCGCAGCCGCCGAGGCUCGGCUGAGCCUGCCCGCCGGCCCCUUCGUGCUGACCGAGCCAGAGGACGAGGUGGACAUUGGAGACGAGGGGGAGCUGGGCUCAGGGCCGCACGUGCUUUGAGUCGCCAGGCUGGGGAGGGUGGUAGGCAGGGGAGGAGACUGCGGGGCGAGCGCCGUUCCCUCCCGGACGGGAAGACUCAGACUCCAGUCUCGUGGCGGGCCUUGGAGAUUCGCUCCUGG
Molecule: messenger RNA, 818 nt
Organism: Mandrillus leucophaeus (drill)
Lineage: Eukaryota; Metazoa; Chordata; Mammalia; Primates; Cercopithecidae
Gene: BSX
Product: brain-specific homeobox
Exons: 3
Coding region: 1-699 (232 amino acids)
Biological process (GO): regulation of DNA-templated transcription
Molecular function (GO): DNA-binding transcription factor activity, RNA polymerase II-specific; DNA binding
Source: RefSeq, a predicted model, not a curated record